This is a messenger RNA of Schistocerca gregaria, 3726 nucleotides long. RefSeq lists its product as uncharacterized. The record is from RefSeq and is a predicted model, not a curated record. NCBI's taxonomy places the organism in Eukaryota, Metazoa, Arthropoda, Insecta, Orthoptera, Acrididae. The transcript has 2 exons. The coding region runs from base 2 to 1924 and encodes 640 amino acids.
GAUGCGAUGCGCCGCCGCUGCCGCGGACGAGGCACGCCUGAAGAUGCCGCGCACACACCGCCGAAACGUCUUGGCCUCCGUCGCUGCCACUGCCGCGUGUUUCGCCGUCUGGCUGGGGGUGGGGCGGCACACGUGCGUGGCGCACAAGAUGGUCGGAGGUGACCCGGACGCGGCAGCAGGUGUCUCCCUCUGGAACAGGAUAAUUUUCUGGUCUGUGGACGAGCCGCCCAAGGUGGAGUUCCUGCCCGAGGACGAGGACUUGAUCCGCGUGGCCAGACCGGCUGCUAAGCCCGCCGUUCCCAGGCCUCCAGCCGCCACUACUCGCAGGAGGAUCCUCUGGUUGGCUCCUGAGGACGGGAAUCCCCACAUAGAAACCGACCCGACACGUGCAGCAGAUCCAGCUCAGAGGUAUCGACGAGCUUUGGAGAAGACGGUGCUCCCAGGCGGAGGUCUCCAGGAUUGGUUGGGUAUUCCUGGUCCACCAUUGGGAAACCCAGCAUUUGGUGCUCCAGUGUUCAGUGACACGACUGGUGAGAAAAUGUCCGCAAUUCUCAAACGAUCCGAUUCUUUUCCUGAGCAACACCAACCUGUCGGGAUGCAGGCAGAGAUAUUAAGUGCUGGUAGAAGAAAGGAACAACUUCCACAAGGUACUGUACGUGUUGAAGGUUCCAAAAAGCUGUGUCCACCUGAAAGAGGAACCAAAUCCCGAAUUCAGUUUGCAGUUGGUAAUCCGUCUGCGAGCUCAAUCAGUCCUUCUGCCACGCCAGAGAGGGAAAGGAAACCCGAUAAAAUAUCCCCAUCAAAUGAGAAAGAAAUUCAAUGGACUGUCAAGUCUCAGAAAUUGGGGCAGCGACGACGAGUCAGAUCACAGUUUUACAAUACUCUAGGAUAUGCAGCCCACGACGGUUCUGAAAUUGCUGUGGAUAGACAUAAAAAUUGGUAUGUUCCCUCGCCUUUGCAGAGCACAAAAACAACGAGCAACUUCAUUGCAGUUUCAAGGAAUGUGAAGGAUGAAGAUCAAAGAUUUCUUAAGAGGAUUAGUGCAGAAAGAAGUUCGCCACGGUUUCAGGAGGAGCGCGAUGAAAACAAGAGAACCAGUUUUCAAUACAUGGGAGACAGCAGUAGCAGUAGUGCAUCUGGACACAGUGAAAGGAAUCACAGUCAUAACAUGCUGACCCAAUAUGGUGAUACCAUACCAGCAGCUGAUGUCCACAAACAGCCGUCCAGUCGUCGAUUCUUGAAAUUAGAGAGAGACUCACUUUCCCCAGGACUAUUGUCCUCAGUUGAUGCGGAUGCUACGGUAGUCUAUUCAGAUAAUCAGGAUCAGAAACUGAUUAAAGUGAUGUUGGCUAAGAUACCUGAAGACCAAGGGAAAAGCACAGAAAAUUGGGAAAGUAAACAUACAUUAGAUGGCAUAAGCACGUCUCAUCUUACAAGACGUAGUAGAUCUCCUACACGGACCACUGAUCCUUUGGGUAAGACUGAAAUGAUUCGUAAAAUUGGAGACCGUGUAAUGUUGACACAUGAAGAAUUUUCAGAAAUAAAAGACCCUACAAGCCAACCUGUAGAUAACUCCGUGAGUGAACAGCAUAUGGUGGCAAAAAAAUCAUUAAGAUCUCUGAGGAGCCUAGAUGGAAGCUUAACCGAAGUACGAGAAAACCAAGAUGGACUUGCUACACCAAAUGGUGCUAAUCAGGACACAGGAAAACAGCGACGUAUUGGGAGACACCUCAUGGGAAUUUCAUUGGAUGAAGCUACCCCUUCACAUCCCGAAGGCACGAAUGCAGCGAACGACGCUGACGGGGAGAUGACGAAGGAGGAGGAGGCGGCUGCGAGGGAGCAGGUGUUCCACGACAUCGUCGGGGACCUCCUGGGCGUCGACGGCAGCGGCGACGGCAGCGGCUGGGGAGCAGCCGACACCUGAGCCCCGGCAUCAGCUGGCGGGGGCGGAGCGAAGCGGCUGCACGCAGAGGCCGGGAUCAGCGGGAGCUGUACACCAUCUCAGACCACGAGACUCACCGAGCUUCUCUUACAAAGCAGUGGCUUUCUUCCGAGUUUGCCAAACAUCACUUUAGAAACAAACGAAUACUUGUGAUUGGCACUAGAGAAACAUCAACUGGACAAUCUACAGUUUGGGUUCCACUGGUCUUACACGUUCUGACAGCCUUAUUUAACAUGUAUAACUCUUUCAACGAUGUUUCUUGGAAGAUAUCCUAUGUUUGUACAAUUUUGAAGCAUCAUAUCACCAGAUUUGAGAAUAUGGGAUUGUGAUAACAAAUGUAGCAUUUCAGGUAACAAGUAGCGUGAAUUGGUGCAGAUGACAGGAAAAUUGACGUACAGUGUGACAGUGCUGUUUGAGAGACUGUGUGUGUGUGUGUGUGUGUGUGUGUGUGUGUGUGUGUGUUUAAUGAGUGCCAGAGAUAGUAGGGGAUGGCUUGUUAACUUUGAAUAUGAUAAUGACUUGCGUGGUUCACUUUGGGCCACGUGAAUACAUAUAGAGUGCGGUCCGCUUUAUAAAUGGCGUCUGUUUAACAUGUAUGUUAGGGAGCUUGUUUUGCCAAAAUAUGAAAGGAAUUGCAGACAAAGUAAACCAUCAAAUGUUGGACUUAACUCUACCUUAGGAAACUUAAACAGAGUCGGCAUCGGAAAUUAACAGACUGAUAACGUAGUUAAAUUUGGCUGCGGGGAACCUUUCGUGAGAAAUUCGCAGGUUGAAUGACUGUGACGCUUACGACUUCUCUUUAACAUUCAUUGAACUGUAUACCAAGUAAAGUAGGGUUUAACGACCACUACGAGACCGUCUUCGUAAAUCGUUGUCAUUGGCAUCAUUAAGAGCGUGCGCAAGUCGAUAAAACAAGACAAGGGGCGUUAUGCAAGUGUAUGGGUUUUGUACUAAAUAAAUGUCAUGUGUGGGACUUAAAAUAGGUACCAAUGCGUCAGAAAUAAUCAGAGAGAAGAGGGGGGGGGGGUGAUAAAAUACUGUACACAACAGGGUCAGAGAAACUAGACAGGCAGCCAGAGAGGAAAGGUUUGUGUGCAUGUGUGCGUUUGGGUGUGUGUGUGUGUGGGGGGGGGGGGGGAGGAGAGAUAGAUAGAUAGAUAGAUAGAGAGAGAGAGAGAGAGAGAGAGAGAGAGAGAGGGAGAGGGAGAGAAAACUCUUGUUCGUAGCCAGGUGACUAGAUUCAGUAACAGUUUAAUAAUCAUUCUAUCCGUCUUGUUUAUAAUUCUUGGGUCUGCGGCAGCAUUAAAAAUAGGUGACAAUAAAGAGCUACAGUUUUGCAGCAUUUCACUUCUAUCCUAACUAAAAAUAUGCGGAGCAGUCGUUGAUUUUGUUGUCAUCUUGUAUUAAAUUAAUGCAUGAUGAGACAAAAUAUCUUCAUCUUACAGUCAGACCUUUUUGUACCCGCGUCAUUGACAUUUUGAGAAUAAUAGGUUACUUCAGUGAAAUAAAGAUAUGAAUCUACAUGCCAGUAUGUGGUGUUAAACGUAAUUUCCAAAAUCAUGGUGAUGAUAUGCCAGCCAGUCUUCGAAAGAUUGUUUCAAGAGAUGGUUGCAACGAAGUCAACGUUUUUUGUUAUUUCUUUCUAUGAAAGAUUGAUCAUUUACUUUUGUUAAAAAAAUAAAUUGCUAAAAAUUCUAAAAUUUUUGUUUGGUGUACAAUUUUCGCUUGUUCACUUCCUCUUCCGUGUACCGUUUCGCUAAUACAUGUACCUACAAAACUACAAA